AUGUCAAACUCUCAGGAGGAAAAGCCAAAAGACGACCCCUGGAGCGCAUACUCUUCUCAACCAAGCAUGACAGGAUAUUACUUCAGCGACCAAGCUGCUUCAAAUCCUAUGUCUUCAUUACACUCCCCAACAAACAAUUUUUCAGCUGAUGUUCCAGCUCCACAUCAGUCUGAGAAAGCUUCGAAUACAAGUUUCCCUGAUUCUGGACCCAUUCAUGUCCCGAUUGAAAAUAGAGUUUCUCCAGAACCAAUUCUCAAGAAAAAGCGAUUUCUAACUAUCAGUAAAUCAACCUUUUCUGGGGCCGAAGAAAAAGCGUCAAAAUCCUUUGCUCCUGAAUCAAAAGAAAUCCCUGGUAAGUUUCCUCAAAAUACAGACUCCAGAGAAAAAAAGACAGGUUACAAAGAUACUGGUCGAAGCAAUACAAUUCCUGGUUAUCCUGGGCUCAGCGACCUGAGUAGAAAACCUGAGCCAUGA
Messenger RNA from Oikopleura dioica, 474 nucleotides. Lineage: Eukaryota; Metazoa; Chordata; Appendicularia; Copelata; Oikopleuridae. The record is from the annotation of a GenBank genome assembly.